Messenger RNA from Trypanosoma theileri, 642 nucleotides. RefSeq lists its product as uncharacterized. Gene Ontology annotation, molecular function: calcium ion binding. The record is from RefSeq and is a predicted model, not a curated record. Lineage: Eukaryota; Euglenozoa; Kinetoplastea; Trypanosomatida; Trypanosomatidae. The coding region runs from base 1 to 642 and encodes 213 amino acids. The transcript has a single exon.
AUGGGGUCAGAAUGGAGUUCUCUAUCCACAAAUCAUGACACACCACCUCUUAACCAAAAGGAAGCUGUACUGCUAGCUAACGAAACACAUUAUCGACCUGAAGAAUUGAAGCAAUUACACUCCCGUUUUUAUCGAGAUAUUAUCGCCUUAUCCUCAUCUCUCAGUGAUGUUUCACAUCAGGGUAUUGAAUUCCCAAUUUUUUGCACUUGUGCAACAUUUCUUGGAGUGAAAAGUCCCAUUUUGCAGGAAAUGUUUUUUGUUACGUUUGACCAAAACCGUGAUGGUAUCAUUACAUUUGAUGAGUUCGCCGUAGUGCUCUCAAUAAUGUCCCGAGGGACAUCGCGGGAGAAGAUUGAUUUGGCCUUUCAUAUGCUUUAUGUGGUUAAUAAUUAUCCACAUCCCAUGCCAUCCAACGGUUCUACACUUCAACGAAAAGGCGUUUCUGUUGUUGUGGAGGCUUUAAAGGAAACGUUUGGAUCUCUUACACCAUCUGUAGAUAAACAACAAGAACACAUGUCGAUGUUUGGUACAUUGAAUAUUGUGGAAGAAUUGUUUGGAUCUUCUCUAGAGGUGACUCGUAGGGAGUUUGUAGCCUACGUCACACGAUCGCCUGCAGUGUUGAAGGGUCUUGCCAUCAGUUAA